GAUCCAGAAGAGUACUACGUGAAGCUCGAGAGGAUCGGCAAGGGAUCCUUUGGCGAAGUAUUUAAAGGUUUCGACCGCAGAACGAAAAAACCUGUAGCCAUCAAGAUCAUCGAUCUGGAAAGUGCAGAGGAUGAGAUUGACGAUAUUCAACAGGAAAUCAAUAUCCUCUCACAACUGGAUUCGCCAUAUGUGACACGGUACUUUGCAUCAUUUCUUAAAGGGGCGCAUCUCUGGAUCGUCAUGGAAUAUUGUUCUGGAGGCUCCUGUGCAGAUCUGAUGAAAGCUGCGGCUUUCAAAGAAGAUUAUAUCGCCAUCAUUGUACGCGAAUUGCUAAAAGGACUGGAAUAUCUUCAUGGUGAGGGUAAAUUACACAGAGCUGCGAACGUUUUAUUAACUACAGAUGGAGAUGUCAAAUUAGCAGACUUUGGUGUAUCAGGGCAGCUUACUGCAACGAUGACGAAGAAAAACACAUUCGUUGGUACUCCUUUUUGGAUGGCUCCAGAGGUGAUCAAACAAUCUGGCUACGACAACAAGGCUGAUAUUUGGUCACUAGGGAUCACAGCCAUCGAACUAGCCAAGGGUGAACCGCCCUACUCAGAUAUGCAUCCAAUGAAAGUCCUUUUCUUGAUUCCUAAGAAUGCCCCUCCAGUGUUGGAGGGUAAUUAUUCUAGAGCCUUUAAAGACUUUGUCGCAGCGUGUCUUCAAAGAGAUCCAGCAUUGCGUCCUUCAGCAAAGGAAUUGCAAAAACAUCGGUUUAUCCGCGCUGCCAAGAAAUCAUCUUAUUUGACAGAGCUCAUUGAAGCUCAUGAGCGAUGGAUAACAGAAGGCGGUGGACAUGAAAGUGACUCUUCGGAUGAUGCUCAAGGAGGGGGACAUCAAGGCGAGGUUACAGAUGAUGGAGGAUGGGACUUUGGGACCGUGCGUGAGCCCGCAAAUUUGACACAACAGUAUCAAUAUCAACAUCAACAUCAACACCAAACCCAAAACCAACCAAUACCACAACGCCCAUCAUCAUUAACAAAUGAUAAUUAUACCCAUGAGGAUGUACGCUACUUUUUUUUUUUUUUUUUUUUUUUUUUUAAUACAAUACUUAAUCCAGGAACUUCAUUCAUGUGUCCACUUUACAGUGAGCCUUCAAAAAGAAAAAAAAGACUAACCAGGUUUUUUUUAUUACUUUGUUUCGUUUUCCUGAAUUUUUAUUGGCAUUUAGAAGGUACGAUUAAGUGA
Messenger RNA from Lobosporangium transversale, 1227 nucleotides. Its product is annotated as kinase-like domain-containing protein. NCBI's taxonomy places the organism in Eukaryota, Fungi, Mortierellomycota, Mortierellomycetes, Mortierellales, Mortierellaceae. The transcript has 9 exons. Gene Ontology annotation, biological process: protein phosphorylation. Gene Ontology annotation, molecular function: ATP binding; protein kinase activity. The record is from RefSeq and is a predicted model, not a curated record. The annotation marks the transcript as partial.